UGACCAAACCCCUAGGCCUCAAAGCUGCAAGACACUUCCUCACCCAACCCCCAUGUCAAAACCCCUCCAGCAGCAUGUAGCACCUCAGGUGUUGCACAAUGUUACCACAAGAUGUUCCAUGUAGAUAACCCUAACGGGCCCCCUAUCACAAGAUGUUCCUUUUAGACAGUCCUACUGGUUAAACUUGAGAACUAGGUUUAAAAACAGGAACUGAAAGGACAGAAUGCAAUUUUAUGGUUUUUCCGAGAACAAAAAGUUGAAAAACAAGUUUACCCCCCUAGGUGACUCAACUGCUGAAUUCAGAGGGACCAAUAGGAAGGCUGUUGCUGUGCUAAGCUAAGACCUAACCCACCUGUUCCAUAUAAAAGAUCUAUACCCCAAAGCCCGGUGUGCCAGCUCAUCGAAGCUCCGGCUGAGGUUUUGCUGUGCACCCGCAGGCGCCUGUGUGAGAAUAAACGCCUCCUGCUUUUUGCAGCCAGUGUCUCGUGUGGUUCAUUCCGGGUUUGGGAUCUGUGGAUAUUUCAUUGUGGAGGUUCCACCGAGAUCCAAGAUCCCGGUUCCGGUUCCGAUCCCGGUCCCUAUCCGGAGGACACCCGACAUCACUGGGAGGUAAGCUGGCCAGCUCAAACUGACUGUCUUGUUGUCCUGUUGGUUAUCUGUUCUUUGUUCCGCGCAGCGUCUGUAAGACUAUAUGAUCCUAGGCAUAGUCAUUUAGUAUUCUGAGUAUUCUGAGGCAGUUCUGUCAUUUAGUAUUCUGAGGCAGCUUGAGAAGGAGUUGACGAACUCGGACUUCUCCCCUGCCACCCUGGGAGACGUCCCAGGGAUCAGAAGGGUCCAUUUCUUUGGGGCCCCCGGUGUUUCCGAGGGUUACACCAUUUUUGUAGGCGACAAAGAAGUACAAACUUCUCCCAGGCCAUCUGAUUUGUUCGGUUUCCACCGAAGCCGCGCAGCGAUCUCACUGUUUGGUUUCGUUUUUGUGUCAUUGUGUCUGUCUCUCUAUUUCCUCUCUGAAAGUAACAUGGGACAAUCACUAACAACCCCUUUGAGCCUAACUCUAGAUCAUUGGCAAGACGUUCAAGAUCGGGCAGACAACCUGUCCGUGGCAGUCAAAAAGAAAAAAUGGAAAACUCUCUGUACUUCAGAAUGGCCAACAUUCAACACCAGCUGGCCAGCAGAAGGGACUUUUAAUACUGAUCUUAUUUUCCAGGUGAAAACCCGAAUCUUCACCCAUGGUCCUCAUGGACACCCUGACCAGAUACCCUACAUUGUUACCUGGGAGGACUUAGCCUCCAACCCCCCCCCCUUGGGUUGCUCCUUUCUCUCCACCCAAACCCCCUCUCCGUCCUCCCCUUGAACCCUCUGCUCCCCUCAUUCCACUUCCCCCUCCCCAAACCUCUCAUCUUUACCCUGUUCUUAACAAAUCUGAGACCUCAGUUAAAACAGGGACAACACCAAAGAAGGUUCUACCGCCGGAGGACUCAACUCUAAUUGACUUGCUGACUGAUGAGCCUCCUCCCUAUCAGCCCCAGCCCUUACAAGCCCCUGAACCUGAUCAAGCAUCCUCCGAGGACGAGAACCAAGAAGGCCCAGUCGCCAAUGCUCCCCCGGAUCCUUCUCCCAUGGUGGGACGGCUCCGGGGACGCCGGGAUCACACCGCCUCAGGAGACACCUCCAGAGUUCUCCCCCUGCGACAGACGGGAGGCCCCAAUGGCCAAUAUCAGUAUUGGCCUUUUUCUGCCUCUGACCUCUAUAACUGGAAAACCCAUAACCCUUCCUUUUCUAAAGACCCUACAGCUCUAACCUCUUUGAUUGAGUCUAUCCUAGUAACUCAUCAGCCAACAUGGGAUGACUGCCAGCAGCUCCUGCAAAUUCUCCUCACUUCAGAGGAGAAACAAAAAGUUCUUUUGGAAGCUCGCAAAAAUGUGCCAGGGGACGAUGGGCGUCCCACCCAACUCCCAAAUUUGAUUAAUGAAGCUUUUCCUUUAACCCGGCCAAACUGGGACCAUGCGACUGAAGCAGGUAGGGACCACCUACGUCUCUAUCGCCAGUUACUCAUAGCGGGUCUCCAUGCAGCAGGGCGACGACCCACUAAUUUGGCUCAGGUAAGACAGACUACCCAAGGGGCAACAGAAACCCCGACAGCAUUUCUAGAAAGAUUGAAAGAGGCAUAUCGGAGGUUUACUCCUUUUGAUCCUGAUAGCGAGGACCAAAAAGGAAAUGUAUCUAUGGCUUUCAUUUGGCAGUCCGCCCCAGAUAUCAGGUCUAAAUUGCAGAGACUAGAUAACUUGCAAGAUUUUUCUCUGGCAGACUUACUGAAGGAAGCCGAAAAGAUAUAUAACAAAAGAGAAACUCCAGAAGAACGAGAGGACAGGAUCAGAAAGAUGCAGGAAGAACGAGAACUUAAGCUUAGAGAGGAAUCAGACAAAAAAGAAAGGGAAAGAGAACAAAGGCGUAACAGGGAACUAAGUAAAAUAUUGGCCACCGUAGUUCAGGCAGGACAUCAGGGAAACAAAGUAAACAGGGACAGGGAGCAAAGCAGACCCCGUGUAGACCGAGAUCAAUGUGCCUACUGCAAGGAAAAAGGACACUGGGUAAAAGACUGCCCAAAGAGACCCCCCAACCCCAGGAAAGAUACCAACCGGGCUCCCCGACUGCUAACAUUAGAUGAGGAUUAGAGGAGUCAGGGCCAGGAGCUCCCCCCUGAGCCCCGGGUAACUCUACAAGUAGGGGAGCAACCUGUGACCUUCCUAGUGGAUACCGGAGCCCAACACUCAGUGCUGACACAGACACCAGGACCCAUGAGCCACAAAACGACGUGGGUCCAAGGUGCCACUGGGAGUAAACCCUACCGGUGGACCACCACGAGAGAAGUACACCUUGCCACAGGUAAGGUUUCUCAUUCGUUCCUACACGUGCCUGACUGUCCGUAUCCACUGUUGGGAAGAGACUUAUUGGCUAAAUUGAGAGCCCAAAUUUAUUUUAAAGAUGGGGGCGUCUCCAUCACGGGGCCAAACCAGACUCCAUUACAUAUAUUGACUUUCAAAUUGGAAGACGAAUAUAAACUUUUUGACAAGCCCUCGGUACCUAUGAAAGACAUGGACUAUUGGCUUAGUUCCUACCCGGAGGCCUGGGCUGAAACCGGAGGAAUGGGAUUGGCAAAACAACGGCCCCCAAUAGUCAUUCAUCUGAAGGCCGCUGCUACUCCCAUUAAUAUCAAACAAUAUCCUAUGUCAAGAGAGGCCUAUCAGGGCAUCAAGCCGCAUAUCAAACGCCUCCUAGACCAAGGCAUCCUAACACCUUGCCAAUCGCCCUGGAACACCCCACUACUACCAGUUAAAAAGCCGGGGACUAAUGAUUACAGACCAGUCCAAGACUUAAGGGAAGUUAACAAGAGGGUAUGCGAUAUCCACCCCACAGUGCCAAAUCCUUACAAUCUCCUUAGCACUUUGCCUCCUACUCAUACUUGGUAUACUGUUCUGGAUCUGAAAGAUGCUUUUUUCUGCCUAAGACUGUCUCCCCAAAGUCAGGCUCUCUUCGCAUUUGAAUGGAAAGAUCCAGAAGGGGGAAUCUCUGGACAGCUGACCUGGACGAGACUGCCACAAGGAUUUAAAAACAGCCCAACACUCUUCGAUGAGGCUUUGCAUCAGGAUUUGGCAGACUUCCGUGUAAGGCACCCUUCCCUAAUCAUGCUCCAAUAUGUAGAUGACAUCUUGCUGGCUGCGACCUCCGAGGAAGAUUGCCAGGCAGGUACGGAGAAAUUAUUGCAAACUUUGGGGCUACUAGGGUAUAGGGCGUCAGCAAAGAAGGCCCAAAUCUGUCAGACAAAAGUUACCUAUCUGGGCUAUGAACUCCAUGAUGGUCAACGAUGGUUGACAACUGCCAGAAAAGAGACUAUCUCAAGUAUACCAACCCCCCAGAGUCCCAAGCAACUGCGGGAAUUCCUGGGGACCGCAGGUUUCUGUAGACUCUGGAUUCCUGGGUUUGCUGAGAUAGCAGCCCCCUUGUAUCUACUAACUAAGCAAGGUAACUCCUUUGCUUGGACUAAGGAACAUCAAUUGGCAUUUGAUAACAUCAAAUUGGCUCUUCUGUCAGCCCCUGCUUUGGGCUUACCGGACAUUACCAAGCCCUUUGAUCUGUUUAUAGAUGAAAAACGGGGAUAUGCAAAAGGGGUUUUAACCCAAAAACUAGGGUCCUGGAGGCGACCUAUAGCCUACCUGUCAAAGAAAUUAGAUCCAGUGGCAGCAGGAUGGCCACCAUGCCUCCGGAUGAUUGCAGCUGUGGCUCUGCUGAUUAAGGAUGCCACUAAACUGACUUUGGGACAGCCAUUAACCCUGUUAACCCCUCAUGCCAUCGAAACUGUGAUUCACCAGCCGCCUGAUCGCUGGAUGUCAAAUGCCCGACUCACCCAUUACCAGUCUUUGUUAUUGGACACCGACCGAAUUCAGUUUGGUCCCAUGGUGACGCUGAAUCCAGCGACCCUCCUGCCGCUCCCAGGAAAAGCCGAUCCUCACAACUGUCAGCAGAUUCUUGCAGAGACACAGGGAACCCGGCCGGACCUCACCGACCAACCGAUGAAGGAUGUGGAGCUGGUCUGGUACACAGAUGGAAGCAGUUAUCUGCUCAAUGGAGAACGACGAGCAGGAGCAGCCGUCACCACCGAAUCUGAGGUAAUAUGGGCGAGUGCACUUCCGGGCGGAACAUCAGCUCAGCGGGCAGAACUGAUAGCGCUGACUCAAGCGUUAAAGUUGGCAGAGGGGAAGAAACUAAACGUGUACACUGACAGUAGAUAUGCCUUUGCUACUGCUCACAUACACGGAGAAAUUUACAGACGCCGGGGUCUACUAAGCUCAGAAGGAAAAGAGAUCAAAAUUAAGGCUGAAAUAUUAGCCUUACUUAAAGCUUUAUUCUUGCCUAAAAAGUUAAGUAUCAUACAUUGCCCCGGUCAUCAAAAAGGUAAUACUCCAGAGGCCAAAGGGAACAGAUUAGCAGAUGAAACGGCCAAGAAAGCAGCCCUAGGGCCACAGCUUUUGAUAGUGACUCUAUUGCCCCAACGAGCAGACCCACCACAUGAUGGGAAAUAUCAAGGAAAGACUAUCAUGCCCCUCAAAAAUUCAAAACAAUUAGUAAAGUCCCUACACAGACUGACACACCUUGGGGCUAAAAAGAUGAAGGAGCUCUUAGAGCGUGGGGAAGGUACUUUAUAUCUUCCAAACAGGGAUCAACUUCUGCGCCAAGAAGCAGAAAACUGUCAAGCAUGUGCCCAGGUAAAUGCUGGUAAGAUCAAAAUUGGAACAGGGAUCCGGGUAAAAGGCCAUAAGCCCGGAACCCAUUGGGAAAUAGACUUCACUGAAAUUAAACCUGGUAUGUAUGGCUACAAAUAUCUUCUGGUUUUUGUUGACACUUUCUCUGGAUGGACCGAGGCAUUCCCAACUCGGCAUGAGACUGCUAAGGUGGUUGCAAAGAAAUUACUGGAAGAAAUCUUUCCCAGGUAUGGAGUACCCGGGACCAUUGGGUCAGAUAACGGGCCUGCCUUUGUCUCCCAGGUAAGUCAGAUGGUGGCCAAUACAUUGGGGAUUAAUUGGAAAUUACAUUGUGCUUAUAGACCCCAAAGUUCAGGACAGGUAAAAAGGAUGAAUAGAACCAUCAAGGAGACUCUAACUAAAUUAACGCUUGAAACUGGCACUAGAGACUGGGUACAACUCCUACCUUUAGCUUUAUACCGGGCCCGAAACACCCCAGGCCCACAGGGGCUAACCCCAUUUGAGAUUUUGUACGGUGCACCACCACCUGCUGUUAACUUUUAUGAAACUGAAACUUAUGCCUCCCUCACCCCAUCUAUGCAGACUCAUUUGCGUGCCUUGCAGUUGGUCCAGAACGAGGUUUGGAAGCCUCUAGCCGCAGCAUACAAGGAGGAACUCAAAACCCCCUCGCUGCCACAUCCCUUCAAAGUCGGAGACACCGUCUGGGUACGCAGGCACCAGAGCAAGAACCUCGAACCGCGGUGGAAAGGACCUUACACCAUCCUGCUGACCACUCCCACUGCAAUCAAAGUGGACGGCAUCACCGCUUGGAUCCACGCUUCCCACGUGAAAGCUGCACAUCCGCAGGAGCCCACAGACGCCUCUCUGGAUCCAGAAUGGAAACUGCAACGCACCCAAAACCCGCUAAAGAUAAGACUUACACGUUGUUAAUCACUCUUGCUCUCUACGCUACUCCCCUCGUCCUAGGUAGUAAUCCCCAUACCCCCAUGAAGUUGACUUGGCAGGUGUAUUCCGAAACCGGAAAAAUAAUUUGGUCUAUUACAGCAGCCCACAUCCCUGGCACAUGGUGGCCUAUUUUGACCCCAGACUUUUGUCAACUAGCCGCUGAAUCAGACUCUUGGGAUAUUCCCGGCAACUCACAUGACCUCAGUACUUAUUGUUCUACCCCCAUAACGAGAUGCAGACUGGGUCAACAUGACUUUUACGUUUGUCCCAAAGAAGGGAGAAACCGAACCCAAGCACGUAGAUGUGGAAAUUAUAAAACAUACUUUUGCUCCUCCUGGGGCUGUGAAACUA
Messenger RNA from Marmota monax (woodchuck), 6557 nucleotides. RefSeq lists its product as uncharacterized. The record is from RefSeq and is a predicted model, not a curated record. The transcript has 2 exons. Lineage: Eukaryota; Metazoa; Chordata; Mammalia; Rodentia; Sciuridae. Gene Ontology annotation, molecular function: zinc ion binding; aspartic-type endopeptidase activity; nucleic acid binding. Gene Ontology annotation, biological process: proteolysis; virion assembly; DNA integration.